This is a messenger RNA of Coturnix japonica (Japanese quail), 7439 nucleotides long. RefSeq names its product eukaryotic translation initiation factor 4 gamma 3 (gene EIF4G3). Gene Ontology annotation, cellular component: eukaryotic translation initiation factor 4F complex. The record is from RefSeq and is a predicted model, not a curated record. NCBI's taxonomy places the organism in Eukaryota, Metazoa, Chordata, Aves, Galliformes, Phasianidae. Gene Ontology annotation, molecular function: mRNA binding; protein binding; translation initiation factor activity.
UGGCUCCGCUCGGCGAUGAGUUUACCGCAGAAGGCGGCUUUGAAACCCGGCGCGGCGGCGGCGGCGGCGGCAGCGGGGCCCGGCCCCGGGAGUGGGGCGACGGCUGCGGCGGCGGGGCCGCCUCCCCCCCCGGCUCCCCCUCACCCGACGGCGGCGCCCGCGCCUCACCCCGCCAUCAGGGCCCUGCCGCCCGCGGCGCCCCAGCAGAUCCCCCGCGGCCCCGUGCAGCAGCCCCUGGAGGAGCGGAUCUUCACGCCGACCGUCUCCGCCGUGUACAGCACUUUUAUCUCCACACAGGUAACACAAGUAGCAAGACAGCCGGGUCCUCCUGCCCCAUCCCCUUACACUGCACAUGAAAUAAAUAAGGGACACCCAAAUAUCGCUGCAACGCCACCGGGACAUGCAUCGUCCCCAGGGCUCUCACAGGCUCCUUACCCCUCAGGACAGAAUGCAGCUCCAACCACGCUGGUGUACCCUCAGGCCCCACAAACAAUGAACACUCAGCCUCAGACCCGCUCACCGCCCAGCAGAACAGUGCCAAUACAUUGCACAGACAACUGGAAGAGGAGGAAGGUUUUGGAACAGAGUCCGGUUUACAGGUCCCUGGCUGGAAGAGGCUGGAUAAAAUACUGCAUUUUUGCAGCGGGGCCUCGACCUGCCCAUCACCAGGGAGGAUUCAGACCUAUACAGUUUUUUCAGAGGCCUCAGAUCCAGCCUCCACGAGCCACCAUCCAGAACAGCAGCCCUUCCAUCCGUCCUGGUGCACAAACACCAACCGCAGUGUAUCAGACCAACCAACACAUCAUGAUGGUUAAUCACCUGCCGAUGCCGUAUCCCAUGCCUCAGGCACCCCAGUACUGUAUACCACAGUAUCGCCACAGUGGCCCGCCCUACGUCGGGCCCCCCCAGCAGUACCCAGUGCAGCCGCCCGGGCCGGGCCCCUUCUAUCCAGGACCGGGUCCUGGGGAAUUCCCCAACGCCUAUGGAACACCUUUCUAUCCGAGUCAGCCGGUGUAUCAGUCAGCGCCCAUCAUAGUGCCUACACAGCAGCAGCAGCUUCCACCAGCAAAAAGAGAGAAAAAAACGAUCCGGAUCCGGGAUCCAAACCAGGGGGGCAAAGAUAUAACAGAAGAAAUAAUGUCUGGUGGGGGCAGCAGGAACCCAACGCCACCCAUCGUCAGACCCACCUCCACUCCGACCCCACCUCAGCAGCUGCCCAGCCAGGUCCCUGAGCCCAGCUCUGCUCUCUAUGGGCCAGUGGAGAGCACCCACCUCACCGCCGGCACCCCCAGCCCUGCGGCCAUCGCCCCAAAGCAAGAAGAGAAGCCAAAACCAGACCCAGUAUUAAAGCCGUCUUCUCCGGUGCUCCGGGCAGAGCCUGCAGCAGAGAAGCAGGAGCUGGUCAUGCCUGUGGCUGAGCCCACCCCACCCCACAGCCCGCCGGCCCCCACUGCAGCCCAAUCACCACCCCCUGCCCCACUCACAGCUGCUGCCACCACCACUCCUGCUAAACCCUCACCUGCUGCCAACCCCGAGGAGAGAUGUGAAGUCACUUCCCCCAAGGAGGAGGCGAUGCCUCUCCCCAGCACCGUGCCCUGCUUGGACAUGUCAGACCCUGUGCCUGCAGAGGAGCCCCGUGGAGAGACGUGCCAGGAACCAGGCAGCGCUGCAGCACCUGGUGAUGUGCUGGUGACUGUUAGCAUGAGCGCGAUUAACGAAUUGAAUGGAGUGAAUGAGAGCGUCGCUGCUGCAGAGAGUGGAGCUGACGUGGCUGCAGGGGAUGUUGUGCCGCUCGCUGCCAACCCGCAGGAACCAGGGGCAGCUCCUGGGGACCUGGGCACAGCACCGCUCCCCAGCACCCCCUGUGCAGCCCCAUCCCCUCCUCCUGCCCCAGCUGCCAGCCCUCCUCUUCCUCCUCCUCCUCCUGCUACUCUGACCAGUGCAGCCCCUUCCCCACCGCUGCCUCUGCCUCCCAGUGCCCCUCCUGCUCAGAGAGAUGUGGAGGGAGAGGAGGGUGCAAGGACUGCUCCUAGCGAAGAGCUGACAGAUACUGAAAAGAAGGAAGAGACGGAGGCAGACGGGCAACCAGAGGAGAGCAUGGAGGCUGCAAGCUUGAGCUCUAACAAGAGUCCUGUCCCAACUUCAACUGCUGUAACUGCACCAAAGACAUGGAAGAAACCAAAAGAGUGGACCCAGGGCACUGAGGAGCUGACAGAGGUGGAGGCGGAGCCUGAAGUAGAAGAGGAACUUUCGAGUGACAAAGUAUUUGAAUCUGAGCAGGAUAACAUGAGCCAUGGGUUUCAUCUGGAGAGAGACCCCUCCGAACUUAAAAAAGUGAAACCUGUGGAAGAGAACGGAGAGCAGGAGGCAGAACCUGUCCGUAAUGGUGCUGAGAGCAUGUCGGAGGGAGAGGGGACUGAUGUGACCUCAGGCUGCACGGAGGGCUCUGCCGAAGGGCCUGCGCUGCAAUACAAGCCAGAGCAGUGGAAGCCCCUGGACCCGGAUGGAAAGAAGCAGUACGAUCGGGAGUUCCUGCUGGACUUCCAGUUCAUGCCCGUGUGCAUCCAGAAGCCAGAAGGGCUGCCUCCCAUCAGCGAUGUGGUUCUCGACAAGGUGAGAGGAGAGCCCAUCAAACAGGUCAACCAGCCCAAAUUGCCACUGAGAACUCUGGACCCUCGGAUACUGCCUCGAGGCCCAGACUUCACGCCAGCCUUUGCCGAUUUUGGGAGGCAGCCUUCGGGUGGAAGAAACGUAUCUGGAAGUGCCUGCAAAGUGCAGAGUGGCCCUGGAUUGCAGUCCCUGGCUCGGUGCGGUUCCCCAGCAUGCCCUCUCUUGGUCUCGCCUCACCCACCAUUGAGGAACCUGCCAAUAGGGUUGUUGAAUGUUGGACCGAGGAGAUCUCAGCCAGGCCAGAGGAGGGAGCCCAGGAAGAUUAUCACAGUCUGUGUGAAGGAGGACGUCCACCUGAAGAAGGCAGAGAAUGCCUGGAAGCCGAGCCUGAAACGGGAAAAUCAAACUGAGGACCCCGAAAAUGUCAAAACCCAGGAGCUGUUCCGCAAGGUACGAAGCAUCUUGAACAAGCUGACUCCCCAGAUGUUCAAUCAGCUUAUGAAGCAAGUCACAGACCUGACAGUAGAUACCGAAGAGAGGCUAAAAGGAGUCAUCGACCUGGUCUUUGAGAAGGCUAUUGAUGAGCCGAGCUUCUCAGUGGCGUAUGCAAACAUGUGCAGGUGUCUCGUGACGCUGAAAGUGCCCAUGGCAGACAAACCUGGGAGCACGGUAAAUUUCCGCAAGCUGCUGUUAAAUCGCUGCCAGAAGGAAUUUGAAAAGGACAAAGCUGACGACGAUGUCUUUGAAAAGAAGCAGAAAGAACUUGAAGCUGCUACCACUCCAGAGGAGAAGACACGGCUCCAUGACGAGCUGGAAGAGGCCAAGGACAAAGCCCGGCGGAGAUCCAUUGGGAAUAUAAAAUUCAUUGGAGAGCUUUUCAAACUGAAGAUGCUGACAGAGGCCAUCAUGCAUGACUGCGUGGUGAAGCUACUCAAAAACCACGAUGAGGAGUCCCUCGAGUGCCUUUGCCGCCUGCUGACUACCAUUGGCAAGGACCUGGACUUUGAGAAAGCAAAGCCUCGCAUGGACCAGUAUUUUAAUCAGAUGGAGAAGAUUGUGAAAGAGAGGAAAACAUCUUCAAGGAUUCGGUUCAUGCUGCAGGAUGUAAUAGACCUUAGGCUGUGCAACUGGGUUUCACGGAGAGCAGAUCAAGGUCCGAAGACCAUUGAGCAGAUUCAUAAAGAAGCCAAGAUAGAAGAGCAGGAAGAACAGAGGAAGGUCCAACAACUCAUGACCAAAGAGAAGAGGAGACCAGGUGUCCAGCGGGUUGAUGAAGGCGGAUGGAACACUGUGCAGGGUACAAAGAACAGCAGAGUGCUGGACCCUACCAAGUUCCUUAAAAUCACCAAGCCCACAAUAGAUGAGAAGAUUCAGCUUGUGCCUAAAGCCCAGUUGGGCAGCUGGGGAAAGGGCAGCAGUGGUGGAGCAAAGGCAAGCGAGAUGGACUCCUUACGACCAAGUGCCACUAGUUUGAACAGAUUUUCUGCUCUGCAGCCUCCAGUCUCAUCUGUGUCUGCCUCAUCUGCAUCCUCAGAACUAGAUUCUCGCAGGGCCUUAACAAGUCGUGGGAGCACGGGCAGGGAGAAGAAUGAUAAGCCUCUCCCACCUUCCCUGUCCCGCCCCAACACCUUCCUACGGGGCAGCAGCAGUAAGGAGCUGCUGCUCGACAAUCAGGCACAGGAGGAGCAGCGGAGAGAGAUGCUGGAGACUGUGAAGCAGCUGACAGGUGGCAUGGAGGUGGACAGGAACAACACGGAGGCAGAGAGGAGCAAAGCCAAGGAGCCUGCAAAACUAGAGGCUCCCCCAGCUCCAGUUCAAGAGAAGCCUUCGCUAUCGGAAGAGGAAAUUGAGAGAAAAUGCAAAUCUAUCAUUGAUGAGUUCUUGCAUAUUAAUGACUUUAAGGAAGCGAUGCAGUGCGUGGAGGAGCUGAGUGCCCAGAGCCUGCUGCCUGUGUUUGUGCGAGUGGGAGUGGAGUCGACGCUGGAGAGGAGUCAGAUCACCAGGGAUCACAUGGGCCAGUUAUUACAUCAGUUGGUGCAGUCGGGAAAGCUGAGCAAGCAGGAUUUCUUCAAGGGGUUUUCAGAUACCUUGGAGAUGGCAGACGAUAUGGCCAUAGAUAUACCCCAUAUAUGGUUGUACCUAGCUGAGCUGGUGACCCCCAUGUUAAAAGAAGGAGGAAUCUCUAUGAGAGAACUUAUACAAGAAUUUAGCAAACCUUUACUUCCUGUGGGAAGAGCCGGGGUCUUGCUUGCUGAAAUCUUGCACCUUCUAUGCAAACAAAUGAGCCAUAAGAAAGUGGGAGCCUUAUGGAGGGAGACUGGCCUCAGUUGGAAGGACUACUUACCUGAAGGGGAGGAUGUACAUACCUUUCUCAUGGAACAAAAGUUGGAGUUCAUGGAGUCCGACUGUUCCAGUUCCUCAGAAGCACUUUCAGAGAAAGAACUCUCUGCGGAAGAGUUGAACAAGCAGCUAGAAAAACUCAUUGUUGAGGACAAGGCGAAUGAUGAACAAAUCUUUGACUGGGUAGAGGCUAAUCUAGAUGAAAGCCAGAUGAGUUCACCUACAUUCCUUAGAGCUUUAAUGACAGCAGUUUGUAAAGCAGCUAUUAUAGUGGACUCUUCUAGCUUCCGCGUGGACACUGCUGUUAUCAAACAGAGAGUGCCGAUCUUACUCAAGUACCUAGACUCAGACACAGAGAAGGAACUACAAGCACUUUAUGCACUACAAGCAUCAAUAGUAAAACUUGAUCAGCCUCCUAAUUUGUUGCGGAUGUUUUUCGACUGCCUGUAUGAUGAGGACGUCAUCAAGGAGGAGGCUUUCUACAAGUGGGAGUCCAGCAAGGACCCAGCCGAGCAGAAUGGGAAAGGAGUAGCGCUGAAAUCCGUCACAGCGUUCUUCACAUGGCUACGGGAGGCCGAAGAGGAGUCAGAGGAUAAUUAAAACUUAAAAUACAGGAAAAAAAAAAACAAAAAAACAAACCCACAAAAAAAACAAUUUAAGUAUUUUUUUAAAAAGUUUCACGUCUUCGCCAAUCACAGUGCAGCAAGGCCAAUUCUCGCGCAGAGCCCCCCUUCCCCCACACAUGCACGAGUGGGAGAGGUAAAAGUAGAUAAACACAAAGGUGAUCAUGGAGGAAAGAAAAGGUACUUGAAAAAACAGUAAACUUCAAACCUGGCAGGAGCACUAAACCAAAACACAUGUAUUAUUUAUAGAAAAUAUUUUCUGUUUUAAUCUUUGGUUUUUUUUGGUUUUUUUUUUGUUUCCUUUUCUUUUUAAACGAGGACUCACGAAAACACGAAGCAAAACAAACCUGUUUAGCAAAAAAAAAAAAAAAAAAAAAGGUUUAAAACUUUUAAUUUAUUAUUUUAAGGACUGCAAAUGCCAGUGUAAUUUUUAAAUUUGCAGUUUCUGUAAACAAAUUGUAUAAUAGAACAAAAGCAGAGAAAUAAAUUUCCCUCCCCUUCGUAUGCACCUCAGUUUUGUUUCAAAGCAUGAUAAAUAGCGACAGCUUUUCAAGGGGGUUGGGGUAAGCUAGAUGAGGAAGAGAUCCUUUUUUUUCUUUUUUAAAUUGUCAUCAGAUUUUUCUGCCUGCCUCUCAGCUUGCUUCAGAAACAUAAAAGGACGUAGUGCAUAACCUUGCAUCGGAAGGAAGUGAAUUUGAGAAAACGGCUGUGGACCAGAGUGCUCCAAAAAUAACUCAUUCAAAACAGUGCUACCCUGGGGAAAAAACAAAGUACUAGUGAUACUUUCAGAACCUUUAGAGCAACUUUAAGGCUUGUAAAUACAUAGAACAAAUAUUUAAAAAAAAAAAAAAAAAGAAAAAAAAGAAAAAAGAAAAGAAAAAGAAAAAAAGAAAUUGACUCGGAUACUAUUUCUUUUCACUUUCAAAAUAUAAAGAACAAAAUAAAGACAAGCAUUGCAAGUUUAAAAGAAAGUAGAACGACUUCUCCUUUGACAGCUGCUGAAUGUGUGCACCAUCACAGCGGUGCUGGCUUCCCUUUCGUUGUGUAGAUCCUCGAUUCCAAAUCGUGUACAUAUAGUGUGUGUAUGUAUGUGUGUCUACCAAAAAAAGAGGGGUGAGAGCAAUUGUUUUUAUAACAACAACAUGAAUGUGGGGGGUUGCUGCGUGGGAGACUUUCUGCAGAGAACUUAAUGGCCAGCAGCAGCUGGCUGCUUGCUGCAUGCUGCUGAGAGGCUGCAGGUGGCCACAGGGCCAUGCCUGUUUCCACAGCCGUAUGAGUGUGGUGCCUCGUGUGACUUGGAACAGUGGUGUUGUCCUGGGGACUUAUGACACAGCGACUACGGAGGUUGCAGCUGUUGGAGCAGAGAAUCCUGAUAGCCCUUCUCCAUGGCUUGUUUAUCUGUUGCUGCCCAGCUUCCAGCACUCUUUUCCUCACCUGCUGGCUGCCCUGGUGUUCGUUAGAAACCCAGAAACCCAGAAGGGUGAAAAGGAACACGACCUAUCAGAAUCAAGAGGUGGAACAAGCGCAGGGAACAACACGGUGCUCUUCCCAGCCUGCCCACCCUAUGAGGUGCCUGAGGCCUGCUCACCAAGUGCCAACUGAGCUGCUGCUGGGUACAUUAAGUCUCCUGGGUGUCUCAUCAACAACCAAAGAUGACCUGCUGGCUCUCACUGUGAAGAAGCGUCUGCCAUCAUCGAGUUUGUGAAGCCCCAAGAUGUAGUUUGUGAACUGUGGUCUGUGGACCACGAGUAACCUGUGGAGCAUUUGCUGGUGGUCUGUGCAGCUCUAGCUGUUCACAUGAUGCUGUCUUUUUUUCUUUCCAGCUGCUAAAUCACUACUUUUUAAUCUUAACAACAACAACAACAA